Messenger RNA from Drosophila grimshawi, 5737 nucleotides. RefSeq names its product laminin subunit gamma-1 (gene LanB2). The coding region runs from base 277 to 5208 and encodes 1643 amino acids. The record is from RefSeq and is a predicted model, not a curated record. The transcript is spliced from 10 exons. NCBI's taxonomy places the organism in Eukaryota, Metazoa, Arthropoda, Insecta, Diptera, Drosophilidae.
UCGUUAGCGGUUGCCUGUGGUGUUCUGUGCGGACGAGUGAAGCCGCUCCUGAUCCUGCCACAAACACGUGGAACCACUGAUGCCAUUUAACUCAAGUGCAAUUAUGAUUUAAACUGUGACAGUGAAAAUAAUACCCAAAUACAAAACAAAAACCACCCACCUGAAAUAUUGAAACAACUCGAAUAAGUGUUCAAAAUAUAUCCUAGUGUAAUCAUCAUUAGUCUGUAAAGCACACACAAACACACACACAAGACCAGUUCAAAUCCAAAGUCCACGAUGAAGCGCAACAGGUGGAGUCUCAUUGAGAGCUCCUCCGCGGCGCGUCUCUUCCUUGCGGGAGCUCUGCUCUGCAGCUGCGCGACGGCAGCGCUUGGUGCCCAACGUCAGCCCUUCAACGCCGCCGGCGGACAUGAGAUGCGACGCACAACGUUUCUGCCUGCUCUGGAAUGCUAUGAUCCCUAUGGCCGACCCCAGAAAUGUACGCCGGAGUUCAUCAAUGCUGCCUACCAAUUGCAAAUCAAGUCAACGAAUACCUGCGGGGAGCAUAUGGAAAAUCAAUUCUGUAUGCAGACCAUGAAUACCCUAAACUUUCUGAAGGACUGCGCAUUCUGCAGAUUUGAAGAUCACAAUCCAUCAUUUCUAACGGAUUUGCACGAUCCACAAAGCCCAACCUGGUGGCAAUCGGAGACAAUGAACGAGGGCAUACAACAUCCGAAUCAUGUGAAUUUAACGCUGCACUUGCGUAAAUCAUACGAUAUUACUUAUGUGCGUAUCCUGUUCCGCUCGCCGCGGCCCGAGUCAUUUACGAUUUACAAGCGCACUACGGAAAACGGUCCCUGGAUACCCUAUCAGUUCUACAGCGCCACCUGUCGGGAUACCUACUCACUACCCGAUUCACGGGCAAUUGGAAAGGGUGAGGGCGAGGCACUUGCUCUGUGCACUAGCGAGUACAGCGACAUCUCGCCACUGCGCGACGGUGAGAUCGCCUUCUCCACGCUGGAAGGUCGUCCCGGUGGUAUUAACUUUGAGAACAGCCUGGAGCUGCAGGAUUGGGUGACAGCCACUGACAUUCGCAUCACACUGGAUCGACUGAACACCUUCGGUGACGAGCUGUUCGGUGAUCCUCGCGUCUUGAAGUCAUACUUCUAUGCGAUCAGUGAUAUUGCAGUCGGUGCGCGCUGCAAGUGCAAUGGGCAUGCCAGCAAGUGUGUGGCCAGCACCGGGAUGCACGGGGAGCGUACUCUGGUCUGCGAGUGUCGCCACAAUACGGAUGGACCCGACUGCGAUCGCUGCUUGCCGCUGUACAAUGACGUCAAGUGGAAAAGGGCCACCUCAAUGGAUGUGAACGAGUGCAAAGCCUGCAAUUGCAACGGCUUUGCGGACAAGUGCUUCUUCGAUGCGAAUCUUUUCAAUCAGACCGGCCACGGCGGUCACUGUCUGGACUGUCGCGACAAUCGCGAUGGUGCCAACUGUGAGCGUUGCAAGGAGAACUUCUAUAUGCGGGAAAGCGCACACUGCGAGAACUGCAACUGCGACGCCGUCGGUUCCCGUUCGUUGCAGUGCAACAGCCAGGGCAAGUGCCAGUGCAAACCGGGCGUAACUGGCGACAAGUGUGAUCGAUGUGCCAACAACUACUUCCAGUUCGGAGCGCAUGGCUGUCAGCCCUGUGGCUGCGAUGCACGCGGCUCGGAUGAUAAUACGCCGGCCUGUGAUGCGGAGAGCGGCAUCUGCUACUGCAAGGAGAAUGUCGAGGGCAGGCGCUGCAAUGAAUGCAAGCCGGGCUUCUUUAAUCUGGAUAAGAGCAAUCGUUUUGGCUGCACACCCUGCUUCUGUUAUGGGCACACCUCCGAGUGCCAUUCAGCGCCUGGGUACUCCGUUGUCUCGGUCACAUCCAGCUUUAACAAGCAUAAGGAACGCUGGACGGCCAUUGAUUUGAAUCGUCGCGAUGUGGACAUUAAAUACAAUCAGUAUAGUCGCAGCAUUGGCACCACCGCCCAGGGCAAUGAGUAUGUUUACUUCAAGGCGCCGGAUCGCUUCCUCGGCGAUCAGCGUGCCUCCUACAAUCGCGAUCUGAAAUUCAAGCUGCAGCUUGUGGGUCAGGUGGGACCCAGCAGCAGUGCCAGCGAUGUUAUCCUCGAGGGCGCCGGCAGCAAAAUCUCGCUGCCCAUCUUUGCCCAAAGCAAUGGCAUUCCCGAUCAGGGCGUCAGGGAGUAUACGUUCCGACUGCAUGAACAUCACGACUAUCAAUGGCAGCCCAGCCAGUCGGCGCGAGGUUUCCUCUCUAUACUCUCUAAUCUGACGGCCAUUAAGAUUCGGGCUACGUACUCAGUGCAGGGUGAGGCCAAUCUCGAUGAUGUGGAGCUCCAGUCGGCUCAUCGAGGCGCUGCCGGCCAGCCGGCAACCUGGAUUGAGCAGUGCACCUGCCCCGAGGGCUAUCUGGGUCAGUUCUGCGAAUCAUGCGCGCCACGCUAUCGCCACAGUCCGGCACGCGGUGGACCCUUUAUGCCGUGCAUACCCUGCGACUGUCAUGGCCAUGCGGACAUCUGUGACUCGGAGACGGGCAGCUGCAUCUGUCAGCACAAUACGUAUGGUGAUAACUGUGACCAGUGCGCCAGGGGCUACUAUGGCAACGCAUUGGGCGGCACACCCUACGACUGUACACGUUGUCCCUGUCCCAACGAUGGUGCCUGCAUGCAAAUCAAUAGCGAUACGGUCAUCUGUACGGAAUGCCCUGUGGGCUACUUUGGCUCACGCUGCGAACAGUGUAGCGAUGGCUUCUAUGGUGAUCCCACUGGACUGCUGGGUCCUGUGGCGACCUGCAAGAGCUGCGACUGCAAUGGCAAUGUCGAUACCAAUGCGGUCGGUAACUGCAAUCGCACCACGGGCGAGUGCUUGAAGUGCAUACACAACACAGCUGGCGGGCACUGCGAUCAGUGCCUGCCCGGACACUUUGGAGAUCCGUUGGCGCUGCCGCAUGGCAAGUGCGAUCGGUGUAGUUGCUAUGCCGCCGGCACCGAGCAGGAUGAACAGAGCAUUUUGCGCUGCGAUCAGGUGACAGGACAGUGCCACUGCAAGCCGAAUGUAAUUGGUCGCGAUUGUGGUGAAUGCCAGCCCGGAUACUUUAAUAUACGAUCCGGCAAUGGAUGUGAGAAUUGUCUGUGCGAUCCCGUCGGCAGCUACAACUCCACUUGCGACAAGUAUACGGGUCAGUGUCACUGCAAGCCCGGAGUUGUUGGCGUGCGCUGUGAUCAGUGCGCAGACUACUUCUUUGGUUUCUCAUCGGAUGGAUGCAAGCCGUGCGAGUGCGAUGAGAGCGGCUCCAAGGGCUUCCAGUGUGACCAGAGUGGUCAGUGUCCGUGCAAUGACAAUGUGGAGGGAAAUCGCUGCGAUCGCUGCAAGGAGAACAAAUACGAUCGUCAUCGGGGUUGCGUGGACUGUCCGGAUUGCUAUAAUCUGGUGCAGGACGCAGCCGAUCUGCAUCGCGCCAAGUUGGCGAAUUUGAGCGCUACACUGGACGAGAUCGCACGCACACCGGUGACCAACGAUGAGGAAUUCGAAGGAAAGUUGAAAGCGGUGCAGGAGAAGGUGGCCAUGUUGGCGCAGGAGGCACGCUCCGGUUCUGGUGAGAGCGGUCAGACCUAUGUGGAGGUCAUCAAUGAUCUGCACAAGCGACUAAACAGUAUGCGUGGCCAUCUGACAAGUGCCGAUGCACUGCAGCAAGAUGCCAACACUGAAAUAGCCAAGGCACGCAGCAAUUACACACAACUGCACAAUAUCAUCGACGACGCCAAGAAGGAGCUGCAACAGGCAUUGGAAUUGCUCAACGACGAAGGUGCCCAAGCCUUAGCCAAGGCGAAGAGCAAAUCCGUUGAGUUUGGCGAGCAAUCCGAUCAGAUAUCAGACAUUUCGAGAGAGGCACGCGCUCUUGCCGAUCGCCUUGAGUCCGAGGCGCAAUUCGAUCUAAAGAAUGCCAAAGAUGCAAUGGAUGCGGUUGAGAAGGCCCAUCUGCUGGCCAAGAAUGCCAUCGAUUUGCAGCAAAAGGUGGGCGUCGAGCUGCGCACCGAAGUCCGCCUCGAGCUGGACCACGUGAAGAACUCACUCAUCACCGUCGCCCAAACCUCCAAGGAGGCGCUGCGUAAGGCCAACGAGGUCUACGAUGCAGCACUCACACUGCUCAACCAAGUGAAGAGUCAGACCCAGCCGGACAUUGAUAUCAACAAGCUGAAGAAGGAGGCCGUCGCUGCCAAUGAGCGCGCCGAUGAGCUACUCCAACAGAUCGAUAGGUUGGGUACUGGUAAUGGCGAGAUCUUUGCCGACUUCGAAAAGGAACAUGAUCUUGCCCAGGUGCUGCUAGAACGCGCCGAUGCACAAAAGAAGGAUGACAUUGAAUUGUUGGAACGCGCCAAGGCUGCCCUUGAUAAGGCUACCAAGGCGGUGAAGCAGGGCGACAAUACACUAACGGAGGCCAGCAAUACCUACCAAACCUUAGCCGGAUUCCAGUCUGAAGUGCAAAGAUCCUCGGAGAAUUCAGACUUGGCUUUGCAAACGGUGCCCGACAUUCAGUUGGAGAUUGAGAAUGCAGGUAAUCUAAUAGAGAAGGCUCGUUAUGCAUUGGAGGGUGCCAAUAAGAAUGCGAAUGAAGCCAAGAAUAAUGCACAGGAAGCCCAGGUCAAGUAUGCAGAACAGGCCUCAAAGGAUGCCGAGCUUAUACGCCGCAAGGCAAAUGAGACGAAGGUCGCUGCCCGCAAGCUGCAUGAUGAGGCUGAUCAGCUGAAUCAUCGCGUCACGCUGACUGAAAUGAACAUUGCAAAUUUGGAGGACAAUUCAACCAAAGAUGAUAAUCUUGUGGAUGAUGCUAAGCGCAAGGUUGGUCAGGCCAAGGCCAAUACGCAGGAGGCACAGAAGCAAAUUGAAAAGGCCAGUAGCGAACUGUCUGCGAUUAAGGACGAGCUAGAGAACCUGAAGGAUAUCAACACAGCUGAUUUGGAUAAAUUAGAAAAUCGCCUCAGUGUCGUCGAGACUGAUAUCAGCCGUGUAAAUCUUACCGAACGAAUUGAGAAGUACCGAGAACAGCGAAACAUUCAAAAGAAAUUAAUCGACAAAUACGAUUUAGAGUUGAGUGAAAUAUCCAAGGAGGUGCAGAAUAUACGUUUGAUAUCUGAAGCACUACCAGCGGGUUGCUUUAGGCGCAAUCGCUUAGAGCCUUAGAUCUAUAGGGACCCUAACUAAGUGCACUACCAACUACCAACUACUUCAAUUAACAUCUAAGUACGAGGCGAAGACGAACAAAUCGGAAUUAGCCAUAGCCGUUGAACGAAAUUAUAUAAUUUUACUCUUUUAGCUGAAAUAUUUUGCUUAGUAAAAAAAACGAUAAAAACGAGAACCAGAAAGCAUUGUUCAUACAUAUAGGAAUAUGCAUAUGAAUAUAAUUAUCGUAAUAAUAUGAUGCCAAUAUUAAAAAAGAAAAAUUCUUAGCUGCCAAUUGUGCUUUAAACUCAAGCCAGCCGUGGACGACUGUAUUAUACUACAUUUAUAUUGAAAACUGUGCCGUAUACAACUCCAAUUCAAAUUCCAUUUAUAUAUCUCCCCAUAUGGUUAUGUUCCAUAUUGCAAUCUAUUUUAUUAUAUUAACAUAUUUGUCAUCUACGUUUAAUGUGCCAAUUAAACUACUUUUUCGUGUUUUAGUCGCUUAAUGAAUUUCAACUUACAAUAAAGUUUUCCAGCGUUAUAACUUGUA